Messenger RNA from Myiozetetes cayanensis, 9680 nucleotides. It is a transcript of the gene ARSB, whose product is annotated as arylsulfatase B. The record is from RefSeq and is a predicted model, not a curated record. The transcript has 8 exons. Bases 11 to 1570 code for a protein of 519 amino acids. NCBI's taxonomy places the organism in Eukaryota, Metazoa, Chordata, Aves, Passeriformes, Tyrannidae.
GGGCGUGGGAAUGGCGCUCAGCCGGCUCCUCUGCCUGCCCCUCUGCCUCCUGCCCCUCUGUCUGCCGCGCCCGGCGGCGCCCCGGCCGCCCGCCCCGCACCUGGUGCUGGUGCUGGCUGACGACCUGGGCUGGGGCGACGUGGGCUGGCACGGCUCUGCCAUCCACACUCCGCGGCUGGACGCGCUGGGCGCGGGCGGCGUACGGCUGGAGCGCUACUACACCCAGCCGCUCUGCACCCCGUCCCGCAGCCAGCUACUCUCCGGCCGCUACCAGAUCCACACAGGUUUACAACACCAGAUAAUUUGGCCAUGCCAGCCCAGCUGUCUGCCAUUGGAUGAGAAACUCCUCCCAGAGCUACUUCAAGAGGCGGGAUAUAUUACUCAUAUGGUGGGGAAGUGGCAUUUAGGGAUGUACAGAAAAGAAUGCCUUCCAACUCGCAGAGGAUUUGAUACUUUCUUCGGCUAUCUUUUGGGCAGUGAGGAUUAUUAUACUCAUGACCGCUGCGUCCUCAUCAAAACAAAAAAUGUAACGCGCUGUGCUCUGGACUUUCGAGAUGGAGAAGAAGUUGCAACUGGAUUUAAAAAUAUGUACUCCACAAAUUUAUUUACAGAAAGAGCAAUAGAUCUUAUAGCCAAUCACAAAACUGAGAAGCCCCUCUUUCUCUAUCUUGCCUUUCAGUCUGUCCAUGAACCUCUUGAGGUCCCUGAAGAAUAUGUGAAACCAUAUUUUUAUAUAAAAGACUUAAAGAGGCGCCAUUAUGCAGGGAUGGUGACUCUUAUGGAUGAAGCUGUAGGAAAUCUUACCGAUGCUCUGAAAACAUAUGGUCUUUGGGACAACACAGUUCUUGUUUUCUCUACUGAUAACGGAGGACAGACUUUGGCAGGUGGGAAUAACUGGCCACUGAGAGGGAGAAAAUGGACCCUCUGGGAAGGAGGAGUGAGAGGAGUAGGCUUUGUUGCGAGUCCUUUGCUGAAACAAAAAGGUGUAGAAAGUCAUGAACUCAUCCAUAUCUCUGACUGGCUGCCAACACUGGUGCAUCUUGCUGGAGGACAUACCAAUGGCACUAAGCCCUUGGAUGGCUUUGAUGUUUGGAAAGCUAUCAGUGAAGGAAGACCUUCUCCCAGAGUGGAACUGCUGCACAACAUAGACCCCAUGUUUGUGGAUGACUUCCCAUGUCUUGGCAUUGACAACAGGACGUCUUUACCACAGAGCAAUUCUUCUCCAUGGGAUGAUGCACUUUUCAAUAUAUCCAUGCAUGCAGCAAUACGACAUGGAAAAUGGAAAUUACUAACUGGAUAUCCAGGAUGUGGUCAUUGGUUUCCUCCACCAUCUUUGUUCAGGGAGUCGGAGAUUCAGUCAUCUGAUCCAUCGAUGAAGAGACUUUGGCUGUUUGAUAUUGUUGACGAUCCUGAAGAGAGAAAUGAUUUGUCUGAAAAAUAUCCUUAUGUGGUCAAAAAACUGCUCUCACGGCUUCAGUAUUACCAUAAACAUUCAGUGCCUGUGUUCUACCCUGAUGAGGAUCCCCGCUGUGAUCCAGCAGCAACUGCAGCAUGGGGUCCUUGGGCAUAAUGCAGCUUUGCAUCCUGCAAAAACAAACCCUAGUAGAGUCUGUAUAUGGACUCUUUAUAUUGACUUUUAGAUUUACUACUUUUGUAUGUAUCUUAAUGAUCCAUGUUGUCCUUCAAAUAUCUUUUUGAGAUAAAGCAUCCAAAUAGCAGAGGCUCCAUCAGUCCUCAUUCUUUCAGAAUAGUUUGGUUAGUUUAUUUUCGCAAUCAAAUGCAGGUGGAGAUGUUGACACCAUUCCCCAGUGUGUAAGGCACGUAGAUUCAAUGAAUUCACGUUAUUCUCUUUUUUCAUAGGGCAUAUUCAACUAGAAAGCUAACUGUUCUCCGUUGAUAUCCACAUAUAACAUUUUAGUUUAUAGUAGCCAUUACAAGAUGUGGUUGCCACAAUAACAAGGCACUGGACUUGGGAUAGAGGGGAAUUUCUGCCCUACAUUCUUCUGUGUCCUUCAGCAUUCAGCACUCAUAUUACACGAGGAGAGAUGUUGGCUUACCCACAAAAGCAGAAACUUUUGUUAAUGGUAUUUUUAAUACAGAUAUUGCUCUUUUUUAUGUUCAUAUCUAGUUUCAUGGAAAACAAUGAAACAUCAGGAAAAAAACAUCAGCUAAGUUGUAAAAGCUCAAGUAAAUAAUGUGUUUGAGUCUCCUUGGCUAAAGUUAGAAAAGAUUAAAAAAUGUGUAAUUUUAAUUUCAGAGGUAAGCAGAACUUUUAUGUAUUCUCUUUUCUGUGUGUCCUACAAUCUGCAUUUUAAUAUCUUGCUGCUAUUCUAGUUCAUAUAAUUAAUUUACUAGGAAGAGACUGUUGCACAUCACUGUCGUGUAUAGGUAUUCAAUUCACCCUCUGUUUCCUCUCAUUAUAUUUUAAAAUCCAAAGAUUCAUUAUUUUCUCAGCUACAGUAUAAAUCAUUGUUUAUUUUCUAAUUUUCUACGGGUGGUCUUUCAUAAAAUAUUUUAAUUGAACUGGGUUAGGAAAAAAAACAUCUGGCUGACACGUUUAGGUUGGCAUCUCCAAAGAGUUGUAUACUGUUCAAUUGUUUCAAAUUGGGAAAUAGAGAAUUCUUUAUAUAUUUUGUGGUUUCUUAACAUUCAAAAAUGAAAGUAUUUUGACCUCUCUAAAUAAAACUUCAUUUCAUCCCUUUCCAAGUUAAGAUUAAUUUUUAAUCUAGCAAACAUUUGGGCAUUUCGAAUUCAAAAGUCUUAAUUUUUAUGCUUUAGAAAUUAUUUAAACUUCAGAAAAGUAACUAAGUUUAGGAAGAAUGCUCACACUGGCUACUCAUUUUGCAUUGCUUAUUUACAAAAAAGAUGCAUCCAGUCAAGGAGAGGAUGAUCUUAUAAGCAAAACAGAAGAUCUGGAUCUGUUCUUGAGUGAAAGACUAUAUUCAGCCUGAAAAGAAUUUUUCCAACAUACCUAAAGUUGAUAAACAGGUCUUGGGUACAGAUCUGAGUUUAAUCCUCUGCAGAAGAACCUGGAGUUUAAACAGUUGUAGUCUGUUUGGAUUUGAAGCUCCACUACUAGUCCCUGUCAGCCUCCAUGAACUUGCCUCUCAUCUUACUUUCUGACAAAGAGAUUUAAUGGUAGUAAGGCUACUUGGGAUAUUCCCAAAGCUUUUCCAUGCUUGUAUGGUAGAGUCUGGCACACAAGGACAAAUGGUCCAUAUGUGUAGCCAUGUUUGUAAUCCUAGGGCCGGGGACACCUGAAUGAGAAAUAGGCAAGUGAAUCACAACACAUGUAAGUCAAAGUCUAAAUGAAAGAUUACUUGGCAAGUAAAAAAUAUAUAAUGUCAAGCAUUACCAGGAGAUUCAGGAUCUAACCACAGGUUUCUGUCCUGAGCCUAGGAACACCAAACCAUUUCCAAAGACGUAGCAGUUAUGAGUGGAGAAUUUCUUUUCCUGCCUGUCUGCUCCUUUGGCAGCCCACCGCAGGCCCCCCUCCAGCUGGACCCUGAGGCUAUGUCUCUGUAACAUUAACUGUAGCUCUGGCAUGAUGGAUGGGUCAGAGGACCUUUCUACAGCCAGCCCUUCCCUUGGCAGCCCCUUUGCAGCCCCGCCCUAAGUGGACCCAUAGGCUUCAUGUCUCUCUAACUAUAAAUAAGCCGAAGUUUGUAAUGAGAAAACAGUGCUUUUGCUAAGAGAAAGGGAAAAACCUGCCAACUCAAAGUUUGAGGAGGUUAAGCAAUUUUUUUGCCAGCAGGUUUCCAACUGGAUGUUUUAAUUCCUUCAGUUUAUUUUCUUUGUCAGUUGCAGGCAGUGCACUCAGUUUUCUUUCAAGCUGCAUUGUAAUAUGGGAAGAUUCUGGUUAAAUAUACGGUGUAAAGAGUUCCCUGGGGUCCCAAACUGCUUUUUCUGAUUCCAGUGCUCUCACAUGUCUUCUUCCAGUGCCUUAUGAUUCACAUAUGAGCUCAUCUACAUCAAGCAGAGCUGCUGCAAGGAACAGUAAAAACUUUUUUUGGCAUAAAGCAGUUAGAGUGAGUCAGCCAUGCAACUAUGGACAGGAUCAGUGAUGGCCCGUGUGAUAAUUGCAUAUUGUAGUUAAGCAGAGGCGAAGAGGAUGAUGCAUUAGUUCUUGUUAUGUUAGUUGUUCCCUCCUGAGACUGUUAUUUUUUGUGGGUGGAGUGGAGAGAUAUUGGAAGGAUUGGUGAUAUAUCUGCUGCCAAGUUUCAAAAAGGACUACCAGCUGCCAUCAUCAAAGCAGCUACCGGAUGUUGAUUCCCUAAUCCUGGCUAAACUCAAUAGCAAUAAAGGCAGUUAUAUUUCGUCUGCAGGACUAUAGUUAGAAAAAGUACAGUCAGAAUCUCUAGAUUCGGAUCUGAGGAAUGCAGUGUUUAUUUGGACAAAUCUUCAAAAGCCACAACAAGGUACUGCACCAAAGCCACAGUGCUAGGCUGCCAGAUUUUGGCAUUCAGAACAGUGACAAAAAUAAAAGAGCUCUGUCUUGUUUUUCUGCCAUGCAUUCUUGCUGUUUCUUCAAGCAAGCAAGGAGUCAGAACACAGUGAAUACAUGUACAAACAAAGUAAGCUGUGUUCAGUGUUCAGCAAUGCUUAUUGAGGAGUUUUGAGCAUAGAGCCCAUGCUAAUGAAUAGAAAACUUUGAUCAGGACAUCUGUGUCCGGCCUAAAUCAUUUCAUUGGAUCUGCAAUUUUGCCAAGAGCAUCACUCAGUGGCCCUAUUAACCAGGGCUGUUGGAGCCUUUCUUUAUUGUAUACAUUCUCCAAGCACACUCAUGAAGGAGGAGUCAUCAAUUUUUAUUGGAUAGAAGGCUCCAAAAUGGCUUAUUCAAGGACAUCUGAGCCCUUAAGUUUACCCUUCACGUUUAUCCCGCUUCACUGGAAAAAAAGUUUAAUGAGCCUGUGCAGGCGCUGAGAAAAUAAAUGUUGAGAGCAUUGAGUCAGAGGCUGGACUUCACCUCUAGUAAACAUAGUUUCAGAUCCAGUUUAACUAUGCUUAACUCACAGAAGCAAAUAGUUUGGGAGUUUUUUAUCUAUAGAAUUCAGUCAUGGCAAUUCUGUGAUUCCAACCUGUUUUCUCAAUGUUGCUCAUCAGUGUGCAGUUAUCCAGGGGAAUAAUCAGUUUCUGGAGAAUGAUAAUUUUUUCCUCACUUCUCUGUGUAUGAGGAGUAAGAGGAGUUUUUUAAAAGGCUGUGAACAUUAUAAUAACUGCCAGCCCAAGAACCAUGAAUGCACUGCUUCCCUGUAGGUGGCUGCUAUAGGUGUACUGAAUUUUCACUUUUAAUUCUUGUGCCUUUUGCUUUGUUUUCAAAUAUUCUGUUUUACAAAUCAUACUUGAUUGAUAAAGCACUGUCUGAAAUAAUCCCAAAGGGGCUAUUAGUCUACUCUGGUCAUACCCGAGUUACAGCAGUGACAUGUUGUAGAAACAAAGUUGUUGUCCUGCCUUUUCAGUUCUGUUUUUACAUUGCUCUGUAAUAAAGAGAGCAUGGUCAUGGUACAUUAAAGAACUGGGUAAGAGCAACAUAUGCAUUGCCAUUACAUUGCUACUAGCUAAAGCUCCAAAACUAAUAUAGUGGAGAAACCUAGCUAAGAAUUUACUGACAGUUUUCUUUUGCCAUAAGCUUAGCAUUAGAAAAAAAAUCCAGAACAGUUGAAAUGGCAUAGCCUUUGGCUGAGUGAAAAAUAGACACAUUUAUAAUAUCAAAGAAGACUUAGGAAAGUAUCCCAUCAGGAUUUUGAAAAAUGUAGGAGGGAAUAGAGUAAAACAAUUGCAUUUCUGUUUAUAUUUGCCCUAGAAAGUAGCCCACUUGGAAGAAAUAUUUAAGAAUGUGAAUGAUUGAGAGAUUGUCUCUUAUAGGCAGCAGGUAUAAGAUACAAGUCUGAAAUUCCUUUGAGUUAUAGUUGCUGGUUAACAGCAGGAUUUUUGGUAAUUAUUUCUACCCACAAUCCAAAGGAAUUUUAAUGUGUAUUGUUUUAUGUGGAGAAGUUUUUAGAAUUCACCUUUUUCUGGUUUUACUUUGUAAUAAAGAAGAGGCCAUGGUAUAAUGAAAAAAUGCCUAAAAGCAAAUUUUUCUUUAAUUGCUAUUCCAACAAUAAAAAAUGGAGAGCAUUUUCUUACAAAAAUUAGAUUUUCUAUGUAAAUGUUUGUUCUAUUAACAGCAUUAAAUACAAUGGCAAGAAUCCAUCUUUACAGCAGUAAACACUGAGUGUAGUUUUAAGAGGCAAGUGUAAUUAUUAACCCAAAGAUAUAAUUCAGGAUUUUUGUACUAUGCAGUGAUUUAAACAUUUUAUAUUUAACUUAUGACAUAAAAUAUGUACGAUAUAUAUGAACCUAAUCCAAAACCCAAAUCCAAAUAAAGCAAACUCCUACAUUGUCUAAGUUUGUUGUACUUCUAAAUUUUUUAUUUUGGGUCUUUGGUUCUAGAUAUGAAUAUGAAAUUACUCAGUAUCUAUCCUUUCAGAAGCAGUAAGGAUGCUGAAAUCCUGCUAUCACAACAUUGCUAAACAACCAUUCUUUUCAGCUCCUACAGUACUAUAGGCAUCAUAACCUGCUAGCAAAAGCAGACUUUUUAAUAGCAGCCAUUAUUCAUCCUUUUACUUAAUGUGAUUUAUUGACUUUUGUUUGAUGACAUGAUCAAAUAAAGUAAUGGCCUCUUUUAAAAUGUAAAUGCUGAUUUUAUCUAUAGUUUAUUUCAAUUAUACUUUUCAUAAACGUACUGCUGAUGUGCGUUAUAAUACAAGAAAAUGUUUUAGGAACACUUGGUUUUAUGCUAAACAUUAUUUGGGUAAUAAGUGACUAUAAUGCACUGGUAACCGCCAAAAUUCUAAAUGUAGCAGAGAUCUGGCAUUGCUUAGCUCCAUAAUGCACACAGGACUGCAGUGUCCUUAAAGCAUUGUUUCUGUCCACUGCUGUCUUAGGAGUUGAUUACUCUCUGUACUAUCAGAGUAAAAGUCAGAGUAAUUCUGCUCAAAGCCAUAGCUUUAAGUGAGUGCACUGUUUAUGGAAGAUACUUGCCCACAGGCUACACUCAGAAGAUUCUGAAUUAAUUAAUGAUUAAUUAACAUCUGUAUGUCCUGGUUGCCCAUAUGACAAGAUGGUGAGGACAGGAUACUGUGAAAAACACGAUAUUGUGAGAGAGGGUUGUGCUUGGAAAAACUUUGUUUAGGAUGUUGAUGACUCAGCCUGAGUGCAGUCAUCAUUCCAGCUUGUUUUAUGAACUGGCCCAGUCCAGUUAUAGAGCAGAAUCAGAUAUUCCUGUUUAUCAUAUAAGCUGGAGUCAUGUUUUAGUUUAGAGAAAAGUCUUAUUCUUGUUUACUGAUAAAGUAAUGUUUGAUGUGGAAUCAUGGAUGAUGUGAUGACAAUGUUAUUCUGCGUCACUGUUGGAAGAGGGGAAAUUUAUUCUUUCACUUAGUUUUUUAAUCUAUGCAUAUUGCAAACAUUCUAUUCUUGUUUAAUGUUAUUUUAGUUUUUUUCAUUAUGUGUUUAUCUUUAAAAUAAAUUUUAGCUAGAUAGGCUACAGAGAAAGUUAGCAAACAUACAUUUAGUCAUGGAACUUCAGUUUCAGAACAGAUCUUAAAGCUAUCAUUAGUAAAAGUUUCUGCGUUGAAAAUUUUAUAAUCUCCAUUUUCUCAUCCUUCUGUUCAAAAACCUGUAAAGUUUUUUUAAUAAAGAAUAAAUUAUAGCUAGAAAGAAAACAUACAUCUAAGAUAGAAUUUUCUUUUGUUAGAGUCAUAAUAAGGCCCAUAGAGACAGCCCAAUAAACCUUGUAGAUUUCUGUAGCUUAAACUGGCCCCAUAUUUAGCUUUACAUUACAUUACAUUACUUAGAAAUCAAGUUCCAAAAACCCGUAACAGUGGUUACUGUUCUUUCCCUUAGGGUCUGAACAAGGAAAUCCAAUGUUUUUUGGUCAGCAGUAGGAAUUCCACUUUGUAAUCUGACGCUCUUCGUUCCUCUUCUCUCAAAGGCAGUAAACCAAAAAUUAAAGUCAGAAUGGAUUUUCAAAUCAUGUAGCAUUUGUAAAUCCUCACGCACCUUUAAUGAUUUGUUGGCAUGUGCAAACUGAAAGCGUCAUGACCUGGCCUUUCUCCUGUCAGUUCCUGCUCUCAUCACAUUGUCUAGUUAUGCCUGUUUCACAGAGAAUUCACGCUUUGCAUUUCUCUGAUUUCAGUUGUAUUGUUCCAAAUUCAUGAAGAAUAAAAGGAGUCAUAGAAGAGCCAGGAUCUUCUUAUUAGGAGGCUGAUACAGCUCUGUUGUAGCCAACUGAGCUACCCUAGUUCAUACCAAUAAGUAUUAUGCAGUUAUUGGGAAGAUAUUAGUCCUUUUUUUCUAUUUUUUUAUGUCUGGUAUCUAGCAAGCAUGUGGCAGUGGCAUGCUUCUGCAUAUUUAUCUAGUGGUAACAAUUGGAUCUUUUCAUGCUCAGAGUGAGUAACUCAACUCUAGUCAGUCUGUAAUUUCUUUCUGACAGACUCAUUAUUUCUCUGCCAAUUAUAUGGUUAUGGUUAUGGGCAUGGGCAGCUAUACAAUUUAAAAAAAGACAAUUUUUCUGUAAGCACAGUGUGUCUGUUCAAGCACAGUUCUGUCCUAACAGCGUACAAGCCUGCUCAUCCUAUGACCAUGGCUGCAUCUGUUGUAGAACAUGGCUGUAACAUACAGGAUAAAGCAAGCAUCUUGCCAUACAGUUUUACUUUCUGCACUGUUCAAGUUCACACUGAUGUCAGCAUGCCCUCUGACUUCAUUGUAAGAUCUAAGUGCUAUUUGAAAAAAAAAAAUCAGAUUAUUUGAAAAAAAAAUCAGAUUAUUUGCAAGCAUGAUACAAGCUGCAAACUCAGUUGGAACUGUAUAAACUUCUGUAAGACUUGUUUGUAGUAGCGACAAAUGUAGUAAAGAGAGCAGUUAGGAAAUCUGUUUGCUUUUCUCUGUGUUUUCAAUAUAUGUGCUGCACUUUAUCUGUGCAUAUUCCUUAGUCACUUCUACGACUCGUCUGUUAGAGGUGCUUUUGAAGAGAGAUGUAUUUUUGGAACAUUUAUUAAAACUGUGGUAUUUACUAGACUUGCAUAAGAAGUUCUGACAAGUCCACUCCUGCAGCUAGUGCAAAAAUCUUGGGGAAAUCAUAGUGAGGUUUUGGUAUAUUCUACACCUUGAGUUUGAGUACAUCCCUAUAGUUGAUACCUCUUGUGCAUGACAUUUAGCUUGGAUCCGUUAUCCAAACAGUGAUAGAAACUAUUACUGUAAAUCAGAAAAAAGCCUAUACAUUUUUGUAUGUAUACUGUAAAGUUGCAACAGUAAGUUUCAGCACAGUGGUUUUAUUCUAAUAGGAAAUGAUGUGGAUAUUGUUCAUUGUCACUCUUACCAGCAAAUUUUAUGCAUCUGAAGUUUAUGCAUUGCCUACAAAGCAGAGAGAAGGCAUUGGCAUUACUACACCCUGUUCUUCAUAGGUCCAUCAUCUUAGACUUGCUGCACCACCAUCUGAAAUCAGCUGCUGGGAGGAAGGAACACUGGCAACAGCAUUCAGGAAGUGCAGUCUCAGGCUCUGCACUUUGUUAAUGGUGUUAUGUUAAUGGUGAUUAAUGUUCCUUUCUAUUUUGCUAGCUUCUUCCUUGUGGGAAGAGAUCAUAGAAAGCUGAAAUACUUCAAAUAACUAUUGAUAUUAAUGAUUUUCUUAAAAAAAAGAA